Molecule: messenger RNA, 1560 nt
Organism: Pistacia vera
Lineage: Eukaryota; Viridiplantae; Streptophyta; Magnoliopsida; Sapindales; Anacardiaceae
Exons: 3
Coding region: 238-1197 (319 amino acids)
Source: RefSeq, a predicted model, not a curated record
UUGGCUGCUUCGUUUCCCCAACUACUACGAUUUACGCACACGCAGACAUCCUAUACUUUCUGUCCUCCUCUCUCUCCGGUCUACAAAAUUUUCCUCUUGGAGUAAGCCAAUAAUAUUCCACGCGUUACAGUUAGCUCUGCACUGAACUCGUUUCUUGAUUUAUCAUUAACAAUCCCUCGAUAAAGUACGCCAUUACAUUCAGCGAUUCAGCUUCAAUUCUACAACUGAGAAUACACAAUGCACGCAAAGACUGACUCAGAGGUAACAAGCCUCGCCACAUCAUCUCCCAAUAGAUCUCCACGCCGUCCUGUCUAUUACGUGCAAAGUCCAUCACGAGAUUCCCACGAUGGAGAGAAAACGACGACGUCCUUUCACUCUACGCCAGUCCUUAGCCCCGCUGGCUCACCCCCACAUUCACACUCAUCCGUGGGCCGCCACUCGCGUGAGUCCUCAUCGAGCCGGUUUUCUGGGUCAUUGAAGCCUGGAUCGCGCAAGAUCUCUCCUAAUGAUGGGUCCAGAGGCGGGCAGAGGAAGGGACAGAAGCAAUGGAAAGAGUGUGAUGUAAUUGAAGAAGAGGGACUUCUUGAAGAUGAAGAGCGCCGAAAGGGUCUUCCUCGUCGAUGCUAUUUUCUUGCAUUUGUUCUUGGCUUCUUUGUUUUGUUUUCUCUCUUCUCUUUGAUUCUAUGGGGUGCUAGUAAGCCCCAGAAACCCAAGAUUACAAUGAAGAGCAUAAAAUUUGAACAAUUAAAGGUUCAAGCUGGUUCAGAUUCUACUGGAGUGGCAACUGAUAUGAUCACCAUGAAUUCUACUGUAAAAUUAAUUUAUCGUAAUACUGGCACAUUCUUUGGAGUUCAUGUAACAUCAACUCCUCUAGAUCUAAGCUAUUCUCAGAUCACUGUAGCCUCAGGAUCGAUUAAGGAGUUCUAUCAAUCAAGGAAAAGUCAGAGAACAGUUACUGUCGUGGUGACGGGUAAUAAGAUUCCAUUAUAUGGAAGUGGAGCUGGCUUGAGCAGUUCAACAGGCACCACAACUUUACCAGUGGCUCUUGAUCUGAACUUCGUGGUCAGAUCAAGGGCUAACGUUUUGGGGAAAUUGGUUAAGACAAAAUUUUACAGGAAAAUACAGUGUUCUCUUACCUACGAUCCUAAAAAGAUCAAUGUUGCAAUUUCGCUCAAGAAUUCUUGCACAUAUGAUUGAUUACAGAGCACAAAUGCACAUUGGAGAGAAUUUUAAUUUUAUUUGUUGUUCCUUUUUGUUGAAUAGAAGCAAGUGAAGAUGAGUUACAGCUAAGCGGGCAGCUUUUGAGUUGUUUGGGCAGGGAGUGAGGGAAGUGGUUCGUACUUCGUAGACUUUUUGGCUGCCCAAAAGUGCCGGGAGGAUGUGAAAAUGGGAAUAUAAGUUGGCUGUGAGUGAUGAUCUCCCUCUUUUGUUUAUUUAUUUUUUAAUGUAAAAUUAAGAAAUGAUUUAUUUAUUUCUUGGUGGGUUAUGUAAUGUAAUUCAUUAUUUUGUCAAUGAUACCGAUACAAAUUUAUAAUGUAAAACUAUAUAUUUUAAGAUUUA